Molecule: messenger RNA, 1131 nt
Organism: Vitis vinifera (wine grape)
Lineage: Eukaryota; Viridiplantae; Streptophyta; Magnoliopsida; Vitales; Vitaceae
Exons: 2
Coding region: 1-1131 (376 amino acids)
Source: RefSeq, a predicted model, not a curated record
AUGGUUACUGUCAAGGUAUUACUCUCUCUUGCUUCUAUUUACAAUUGGCAUUUGACUCACCUUGAUGUCAAUAAUGCAUUUUUGCACGGUGAUCUGUCUGAAGAAGUUUUCAUGCAUCUUCCUCCUGGUUAUCACCGUGAGGGGAAGCCUUUAUUACCUUCCAACACAGUUUUGUAUGUUGAUGACAUAAUAGUUGCUAGUAACAACAAGAUUGUUGUUGAUAAUUUGAAGAAUUCUCUCAACAAAAGCUUCAAAUUAAAGGAUCUAGGAAAUCUCAAGUAUUUUCUUGGACUUGAAGUAGCUAGAUCAGCUAAAGGGAUCCUAAUAAGCCAGAGAAAAUAUGCUCUGGAACUCCUAUCUGAAACAGGCUACUUAGGAUGCAAACCUGCCAAAACUCCAAUGCAACCGAAUAUGCAACUUUCUCAAGAUGAUAGAGAGCUGCUAACAGAUCCCAGCAUGUAUAGAAGGCUCAUAGGGAAGUUUAUAUACCUUACUAUCACCAGGCCAGACUUAACUUACUCGGUGAACAAAUUGAGCCAAUUCCUAAGUCAACCGAGGAGACCCCAUUUGCAAGCAGUCUACAGGAUUCUUCAAUAUAUCAAAGGAUCACCAGGCAAAGGUAUUUUCUUCUCAGCUUCCUCAUCUAUUCAAUUAAAGGCCUUCUCAGAUUCUGAUUGGGCAGCAUGCCCAGAUUCUAGAAAAUCAGUCACUGGAUUUUGCAUAUUUCUUGGAGAUUCUUUGAUAUCAUGGAAAUCAAAAAAGCAAAGGACAGUUUCAAGAUCCUUAGCUGAAGUAGAGUAUCGAGCAAUGGCUCAUGUGACUUGUGAGCUAACAUGGUUGAUUGCCUUACUCAAUGACUUAGGAGUUCCACACACACAACCUGCUUUGUUCUACUGUGACAACCAAGCUGCUCUACACAUUGCUGCAAACCCGGUCUUCCAUGAGCGUACUAAACACAUAGAGAUAGAUUGUCAUAUUGUAAGAGAGAAGAUUCAAACAGGUAUGCUCAAAAUUCUGCAUGUUGCUUCACAACAUCAAUUGACUGAUAUACUUACCAAACCUCUCUUUCCUGAUCAAUUCAAUUAUCUCAUAGACAAGAUGGGAAUGUAUAACAUAUACAUUCCAUCUUGA